Messenger RNA from Mucor mucedo, 4658 nucleotides. RefSeq names its product P-loop containing nucleoside triphosphate hydrolase protein. NCBI's taxonomy places the organism in Eukaryota, Fungi, Mucoromycota, Mucoromycetes, Mucorales, Mucoraceae. Gene Ontology annotation, molecular function: ATP hydrolysis activity; ATP binding; ABC-type transporter activity. Bases 8 to 4618 code for a protein of 1536 amino acids. The record is from RefSeq and is a predicted model, not a curated record. The transcript is spliced from 7 exons. Gene Ontology annotation, biological process: transmembrane transport. Gene Ontology annotation, cellular component: membrane.
GCAUUGUAUGGAAAAUACUAUCCCAGCAGAAUUCUUGGCUGCAAUCACGCAAAUUUUUGCCAUUGCUACCAGCAUAAUAUGGCUAUCAAUACAAAGAUUAAUCAAACGCCAAGAUAAAUUGACUGAAACAAAUAGCUUUGAAAGUGAUGAUAUUCGGGAUGUUGUCAAUAACCCUUUUUCCAAUGGCAACAGAAUAUCUCGUAUCAUAUUUGAUACAAUAAUCUUAUCUGUUGUAUCUGGGUAUACUUUUAUUCAACACGUAGCCGAAACACCUACUACUUAUGGCAUAAUGGCGAAAGCAACCACAUUUAUUGCUUGGUUAUACUGUUUUGUAUUAGCAAUUACAGCCUCAAGAUACCCUUUGCCCAAUCCAACGGGCUGGAGGCUCAAUAUUCAUCUAUGUAUCAUUUACACAAUUUUGUUUUUCUCUUCCUCCGUCAAUAUGAUUGACGCUCUCUGGCAGAAUACCGGUAUCUCUUUCAUGCAGGCAUUACCCAUUUUUUUACCUGUUAUAAUUGGUCUUGAUCUAGUUUAUACUACAGCUACUGUAAAAAAUGGAUCCCGGUUUUUAGAUGGGGACGGUAAGCCAGUGAACGGAUACAAUGUGGAAUCAAUUUUCGGAAUCGUUUAUUUUUCGUGGGUGUCACCAAUCGUUUAUCUUGUUUACAAAAAAGGGGACACAUUGUCAGAUGAUGACCUCCCCAGAUUACCUGCGACACAUCGUGCCCGCAAUAUGUUUUAUAUAUUCAGUCAACAUCGAGAAAAAAAACUAUUGCAUCGAAUUUUUAUUGCUAAUCAAUAUUCCAUGCUAAUGCAAGGCCUGCUAGGGUUUGUCAUACCCGUACUAAACUAUGCGACGCCCUUCUUCUUAAAUCGGUUCUUAAUUGUCAUUCAAGAAAUAACGUCAGGGCACGGCGAUGAACGAUCAUUUAUAUGUGGUCUGGGUAAUAUCUUUGGUUUGGCUGCAUUUAUUGUCAUUGCCAACAUUCUUGUUGAACAGCUAUGGUUUUUUGCACAAUCGUCGACUCAGAUGCGUACAAAAUCCAUGUUAAAUAUGGAAAUUUAUAGGAAAACGUUGCGUCGCAUGGACACUGUUGUAUUGUCAGGUGGUGGUGCUAAUAGAGAUGAAAAAAGAGAUGCAGAAAAAAAUAAGGACGAAGAAGAUAGUACUUCAAGUACAGGUAUGGUUGUGAACUUAAUGAGCACAGACUCUUCAAGAAUUUCGGAUUUUGCUUCUUGGUGGUUUGUUUUGAUAGAAGCUCCUGUACAACUAGGCGUUGGCGUUUAUUUUCUAUAUACCUUGCUAGGCUGGUCAGCUAUUUUAGGUUUAUCAACCAUGAUUAUCACAAUUCCUAUCAACCAUUAUAAUUCAAAUUUUUUCUUGAGGACUCAGGAAAAAGUAAUGAAGGCACGCGAUAAACGUGUCUCCUUGAUGAAUGAGGUGCUACAAGGUAUUCGACAAAUCAAGUUUUUUGCUUGGGAAGUAAAUUGGUCAAAACGGAUUUUGGAAGCGAGAAAUUUAGAGUUAGGGUAUCUUAGACUGGUUUACUUUAGUGAAAUCAUAUUCAUGAUACUAUGGCAAAGUACACCUAUUCUAGUGACUACUAUUGCGUUUUGGUCGUUUACAAAAAUAGAGGGAAAAGAAUUGACAGCUCCUAUAGCAUUUACUUCCAUCACAAUUUUUAAUGAUCUUCGGUUUUCUCUCACUGUCAUUCCUGAAACAGUUACCCGCUUAUUUGAAACUUUCAUCAGCCUGAAUCGAAUUGAUAAAUUUUUGACAGAGGAUGAAAUUAUUACUACACAUCCGGUAUCUUUUGAUGUAAUCAUAGGAUUUAAAAAUGCAACCAUUUCGUGGCCAAGCAAACCCAAAAUUGAUACAAACCCAACCUUUCCUGAACAAGACACAUUUACAUUGAAGGAUCUUGACGUAGUAUUUCCUAAUAACAAACUAUCAUUAGUUUGUGGUCCCACUGGGUCCGGAAAGUCACUCAUCAUGCUGAGUCUGUUAGGCGAAACGGAAACGCACAGUGGCAGCGUUCUUUUUCCAAGAUCCACCUACCCGAAUAAUUUAGAUGAUUCUGCAGCCGUUACAUCCAUCAAGGUGUGCGAAGAUGCCGAUAUUGUUCCGGAACACUGGAUAUUACAGCAUGCAGUUGCCUAUGUCUCUCAAACUGCUUGGUUACAAAAUAAUUCCAUCAAGAACAACAUCUUAUUUGGCUUGCCAUUUGCUGAAAAACGUUAUAAAGCAGUAUUAACAGCUUGUGCUUUGGAUAAAGACAUCAAUUAUUUGGAAGAUGGCGAUGAGACGGAAAUUGGAGAAAAGGGUAUUACUUUAUCGGGCGGACAAAAAGCCCGUGUUGCCUUGGCUAGAGCAGUUUACUCAAGGGCGCAAAACAUAUUGAUGGAUGAUGUCUUGAGCGCUGUAGACGCGCAUACAGCCAAGCAUUUGUACAAGAAAUGUCUGACUGGGCCCCUCAUGAACGGUCGCACGCAGGUUCUAAUCACACAUUAUGUUAACUUAUGUAUUCAGGGUAGUUCCUACGUCGUUUUUGUUAAAAAUGGAGGUAUCCAACUAUCCGGAUCACCAGCUGAAUUGAAACAAAAAAACAAAUUGGCUUUGAUCUUUGAAGAGAAUGUAAAAUCGGAUGAUUAUGAAGAAGAGGAAGAAACUAUUCGGGAACUUGACACAAUACAGGAGACUAAGAAGGCAAAAAUUUUGGUUGAGGACGAAAAUCGCGCUUCUGGAACUGUUAAAUUGCGACUAUACAGACUUUACUUCAAGUUACUGGGCAAUUGGUUUUUUUGGUCAUUUAUUGUGGUGUCAAUUAUUGGUGUAAGAUGCCUAGAUGUUUCGUCUUCAUGGUGGUUAAAAAAGUGGGCUCAAUCGUAUGAGACAACUUCUGGAACAAUACCUUCGCAUAGUCUUUUGAUAUCUCAAAUUAACAAUAUGGCUUCUAUCCCUUCCAUUUUGUCAGAGGAAAAACAUAAGGAGAGUUUAAACAGGUAUCUCAUUGUCUAUGUAUUAUUUAACAUAUCUAUCACGGUGGUUGCUAUUGUAAGACAGAGUGCUACGUUUAUGGGUGGCAUUAAAGCAAGCAGAAAGUUAUACACUAUGUUAUUAGAUCGUGUUUUAUAUGCACCACUUCGAUUCUUUGAUACCACACCUGUCGGGCGUAUUGUAAAUCGAUUUUCCAAUGAUUUUGAAACAAUUGAUUCUUCGGUACCUAGUGACUUUAUACAAUUCUGUGUUCAAUGGACGGUUGUUCUUUCAAUUUUUUUCGUGGCCACAUUUGUUUUGCCCACUCUUGCUAUCCUUAUGAUUGCAGUGGCCAUAAUCAAUGUUUAUUUUGGAAUGAAAUUUGUUACAGCUUCGAUGGAGUUGAAGAGAAUGGACUCGGUAAGUCGAUCUCCUUUGUUUACACUUUUUGGUGAGACUAUAGUGGGUGUCACUACAAUUAGAGCUUUUGGUAUGACACAGCAGUUUAUGUUGGAGAUGCUUCGUCGCGUAGAUACCAACGCAAGACCCAUGUUUUAUGUUUGGACAAUGAGCCGAUGGGUGAGUCCCCGUAUUUCAAUUAUGGGUGCAUUGAUUGCGUUUGUUACUGGUGCAGCUAUUCUGUUUAAUUUGGAUCAUUUGGAUGCUGCUACAGCUGGGUUUUGUCUGAGCUAUGUCUUGGCAUUUACGCAAAUGACGUUUUGGGGCGUCAGGCGUUACACACAGCUUGAAAUGAACUUCAACUCAGUCGAGCGAGUUGUUGAAUUCUUAGAGAUGGAGCAAGAAUCACCAACUAUUACUAAUAUCAGACCUCCCUCCAAUUGGCCAAGUGAAGGAUCAGUUCAAGUAACCAACCUGCAUGUCAAAUAUGCACCAGACCUUGAGCCAGUUUUAAAAGGGCUAUCCUUUUCCAUCAAGGGUAAGGAAAAAAUCGGCAUAGUUGGUCGGACCGGGAGUGGUAAAUCAACUUUAGCGCUUGCUUUUUUUCGAUUUAUCGAGUCUACAGAAGGCUCUAUUGUCAUUGACAAUAUCAAUAUUGCAGAUAUUGGUACAAAAGACUUGCGAAGCAAACUGACUAUUAUUCCUCAAGAUCCCGUAUUAUUUUCUGGUACACUGCGAUCAAAUAUGGACCCUUUUGAUGAAUUUGACGAGGAAGCCAUUUAUACAGCUUUACGUCGCGUUCACUUGAUGGAUGAUACCUUAGAUAAUGAGAAUAUAUUUACUGACCUCAAUACAGUUGUCAGUGAAGGAGGAAAUAACUUUUCUCAGGGACAAAGGCAACUAUUAUGUCUUGCGCGAGCCUUACUGAAGAGAAGUAAAAUUGUAUUAAUGGAUGAGGCUACCGCAAGUGUAGAUUUUGAAACAGAUAGAGCUAUCCAAAAGACAAUCACGCAAGAAUUUGCAGAUAGUACAAUUUUAUGUAUUGCCCAUCGACUCAACACAGUCAUCGAAUAUGAUCGUAUCUUAGUUUUAGAUCACGGAGAGAUUACUGAGUUUUCAAGUCCCUUGGAACUUUUACGUGAUAUAAAAUCAGCCUUUUAUAAAAUGUGUCGUAACUCCGGUGAAUAUGAAAAUCUCCUCGAGCUUGCCAAGAAGAAACAUGAAUUGAUAGACAUUUUAUAAAAGCGUUCAAAUAAAAUUUAAUGCGAUAAUUUAGCGUGUG